AUGUAUGGCGCACCGCUCCCUCCGGCUGGAUCCAGUAUCAAGGAUCCUUUCGCCUGGAAGGAGGCGCUGACGCCUCAGGGCGUUUCUCCUGCAGCUUCUGCCCGCAACUCCAGAGCAGGUUCCAAUGCCAGCACUCCACGCAACCCGCCCACGCCACCUUUGUCACCCGCACCAGGGUCGGCAGCCGGAUCGGCGCGGAGUUCUCGAAGCAAUCUGUCCGGGAGGAGCAUCGGCUCAGGGCGAAUAUACACGCCCACUCCUGCAGAGGCUGCCGUCUGUGGCGCGUAUCCAUCCGGUCCGUUUCCUGAUCUGAGUGCCAGGACUUCCACCUUCUAUACGCCGGAGCCGUCUGCGCGGUCUUCUGACUUUGCCUCGCUGUAUGAUGCUAGUUCUUCCGUGGGUUCAGCUCGCAUAGCUGAACUUGGAAGCUUGUACGAGCAUGGUAUCACGCACAGCCAGCCGCUUCAACGUCGAGAGGCUGAUAGGCGCAAGCAGAAAGCUGUCAUGGCAGCGGCCUUCGAUGCGUUUGCGCCAUCUGCUGAGCCAAGUAGGACCCCGCCACCGCCACCAGGUGCGGUGAGGGAACAGUCCGAGGAAGAGAUGUCUUUAGAUCCUCGACAGGUGUACAGUGCAGCCAGACAUGGCAGGCAUAAGGAAGUGGAGGCAGCUCUUUUGGCUGGCUUCAACCCAGAUUAUGCAGAUUCGUUUGGCAAUCGACUCUUUCAUGUUGCUUGCCAAAAUGGCAACAAGCGAAUAUGCAAGCUUGCCAUCAAGUAUGGUGGCGACAUGGAUGCACAAAACCUGAAAGGCAAUACGGGUCUGCACUUCCUUUUCGCAUAUGGCUAUGCAGACAUUGCGGAGUAUUUCAUUGAGAAGGGUGCAGAUGAUACAAUAGUUAAUGAGACUGGCAAGACCGCCAGAGAGGGCAUUCGCUGA
Molecule: messenger RNA, 936 nt
Organism: Symbiodinium natans
Lineage: Eukaryota; Dinophyceae; Suessiales; Symbiodiniaceae
Source: the annotation of a GenBank genome assembly